Cucumis melo (muskmelon) is the source of this 1742-nucleotide messenger RNA. Its product is annotated as S-adenosylmethionine decarboxylase proenzyme-like. Gene Ontology annotation, cellular component: cytosol. Gene Ontology annotation, biological process: spermine biosynthetic process; spermidine biosynthetic process. Bases 202 to 1503 code for a protein of 433 amino acids. The transcript is spliced from 4 exons. The record is from RefSeq and is a predicted model, not a curated record. Gene Ontology annotation, molecular function: adenosylmethionine decarboxylase activity. NCBI's taxonomy places the organism in Eukaryota, Viridiplantae, Streptophyta, Magnoliopsida, Cucurbitales, Cucurbitaceae.
CCGAUUCCUGCUUUACCUCACAACAUCAAAUCCUUCGUUCCCUCUCAUUCUCUCUUUCUUCAGCACCAAUAAUCCCUCUUCCUUCCUCCUUCUACCAAUUUUCCUGUGGUGUUUAUCACUUUCUUUCUUUGGAAAUUUCCCCUUCCAACCUAAAUUCGUUCCGCCAUUGACGAAGAUUCUAGAAGAAGCGUGGAUGUUGUAAUGGAGACGAAAGGCGGUAAGAAGAAAUCUAAUAGUAGUAGUAGCAAGAGUAGUAAAAGGCAACAAUACGAAGCUCCUCUUGGUUACAUUAUUGAAGACGUUCGUCCUCACGGUGGCAUUGAGAAGUUCCGAUCUGCUGCCUAUUCAAAUUGCGUGAGGAAGCCAUCUUCGGAACAACCUCCUUCUCCGAUCGGAUUCGAAGGCUUCGAGAAACGCCUAGAGAUCACUUUCUCUGAGCCGCCUAUUUUUCAGGACCCCGAAGGACUCGGUCUACGAGCUCUGACUCGAGCUCAACUCGAUUCAAUUCUCGAACCUGCUUGCUGCACUAUCGUCUCUCAUCUCUCCAACUCCGAUUUCGAUUCUUACGUCCUCUCCGAGUCGAGCCUCUUCGUCUAUCCACGGACAAUCAUCCUCAAAACUUGCGGCACCACCAAGCUUCUCCUCUCCAUUCCGAUUAUACUCCAACUUGCCGAUUCACUCUCACUCGCCGCCGUUUCCGUUAAAUACUCUCGUGGAACCUUCAUCUUCCCUGACUAUCAACCUGCUCCUCACCGGAGCUUCUCCGAGGAAGUCACCGCCCUGAAUGUCUAUUUCGGCCAUUUCCACUCCGAGGCGUACGUGAUCGGCGAUCCGGCAGUUCCGAAUCGCAACUGGCACAUCUACUCCGCCGUGAAAUCGCACUCGAAUGUGAACCGAAUGGAUCUGGUUAGUCUAGAGAUUUGCAUGACGGGCUUGAACAGAGAGAAAGCUGCAGUUUUCUUCAAAAAACCUGGAGAAGAAGACUCAUCGGCGGAAAAAAUGACAAAAAUGUCCAAAAUCUCCGAGAUAAUUCCAACUCACAUAAUCUGCGACUUCGAAUUCGAUCCGUGUGGGUACUCAAUGAACGGAAUCGAAGGUACAGCUUACUCUACAGUGCACGUUACUCCAGAGGAUGGCUUCAGUUACGCCAGCUACGAAGCUAUGGGAUUCGACGCGAUGGAGCUUCCGUUCUCGGAGCUGGUGAAUCGAGUACUCCGAUGCUUUUCUCCAGCGGAAUUCUCAAUCGCCGCCACAUGCGGCGACGGCGACAGCUUCCGCUCAUGGGCUGUGGAUCAUUCUGACGUGGAGGGGUACACGUGUGAGAACGUGGUGAAGCAGGAGAUGCUAGGUGGCGAGUUGCUAGUUUACCGUACGUACACCGUGGAUAGAAGAAGGUACGUGGAGGCCCCGGCGUGCAAGACUUUACUGAUGCAGUGCUGGAAGGAGGCUGCCGCCAAUGCGGCGGAGGAAGAGGUGGUGCUCUGCCGAUUGUCCUCAGCUUAGAAAGAAUAAUAAUGUAGAAAGAAGAAAAAAAAGAUGGGGGUUAUCAUUUUAUGUGUUUUGAAGCUUUUCUUUUCUCUAAUGGGUCCCGAAACGUGAUUAGACUGUGCUUUGUUUUCGGGAGUUUGGAGUGAAUUUUUAUUUGUGAUAGUAAUGGUUAAAGUGUUAUUGUACAUUUUGGUUUUGAAUUUUGAAUAAAUUAAAUGUGGUUUUCAAUGUUGAAAUCACUCAUUUUUCUCCAA